ACGGACGAGUGACCUAGCCGGUUGUGUUGUAAUUACGGGGUCCCACGAAAAUGGCACUCAAACCAUCCUUUGUCCAGGGUUUAUGGCGGAGCAGUGUGAGGAAUUUUUCUUCAACAGCGGUCAAGUCUGCUCAGCCUCUCACUGUUCGAGAUGCCCUCAACAGUGCCCUCGACGAAGAAAUGGCCAGAGACGACAAGGUCUUCAUCCUAGGAGAAGAGGUUGCUCAAUAUGAUGGAGCUUACAAAGUGUCCCGAGGGCUGUGGCGCAAAUAUGGAGACAAGCGUGUAAUCGACACUCCCAUCACUGAGAUGGGUUUUGCUGGCAUAGCAGUGGGGGCGGCCAUGGGGGGGCUGAGGCCUGUAUGUGAGUUCAUGACUUUCAACUUCUCCAUGCAAGCCAUUGAUCAGGUUGUCAACUCAGCGGCUAAAAUGUUCUACAUGUCAGCUGGUCAGUGUCACGUCCCAAUUGUGUUUCGUGGAGCCGCUGCUGGUGUUGGUGCUCAGCAUUCGCAGUGCUUUGGGUCCUGGUAUUCUCAGUGCCCGGGUCUGAAGGUUGUCUCCCCAUUUUCUUCAGAAGACUGCCGAGGACUACUGAAGGCAUCCAUCAGGGACAGCGACCCGGUGGUGUUCCUGGAGAAUGAGCUGCUGUACGGCGUGCAAUUCCCAGUUUCUGAUGAAGCUCUCGACCCUAACUUUGUGCUGCCCAUUGGCAAGGCCAAAGUCGAAAGACAAGGGCAACACAUGACGCUGGUGGCGCACAGCAAGGCAGUGCAGCUGUGCCUGGACGCGGCCACGGAGCUGGCGGGCGUGGGGGUGGAGUGUGAAGUGAUCAACCUGCGCUCGCUGCGCCCCCUCGACACGGACGCCAUCACGCAGAGCGUCCAGAAGACCCAUCACCUCGUCACCGUCGAGCUCGGCUGGCCCCAGUGUGGCAUAGGCUCUGAGAUCUGCGCUAGGAUCAUGGAGACUCCGUCAUUCCACUAUCUGGAGGCGCCAGUGAUCCGCGUGACGGGCGUGGACCUGUCUCUUAUACACANUACUACGAUAUCUUCGCGUAGACUUGUGCAAGACUAG
Molecule: messenger RNA, 1073 nt
Organism: Hyalella azteca
Lineage: Eukaryota; Metazoa; Arthropoda; Malacostraca; Amphipoda; Hyalellidae
Gene: Pdhb
Product: pyruvate dehydrogenase E1 component subunit beta, mitochondrial
Exons: 8
Coding region: 51-1073 (340 amino acids)
Biological process (GO): pyruvate decarboxylation to acetyl-CoA
Molecular function (GO): pyruvate dehydrogenase (acetyl-transferring) activity
Source: RefSeq, a predicted model, not a curated record